AUGGACGAGAAUCCCUUGGUAGGAGAACCCGGGUCGUUCAUCCUGUCCAAAUCCGGGGACGCCGACCGACUCGCGGCGCCGAAGCCAUCGUCGAACAUCAGCCGUCCAAGUAGUGUACCGGGGAGAGCUGCGACUCCACAAGUCAAGGUCGACACGCCGGGGAAGGUUCCUGAUAAGGGCACCCCGGGGGCGACGGGCUCGGAGGAGACUAGUAAAAUGCGGAAGAAGAAGGCCAGAGCCGGUAGUUGA
This is a messenger RNA of Aspergillus melleus, 249 nucleotides long. Its product is annotated as Mediator of RNA polymerase II transcription subunit 6. Bases 1 to 249 code for a protein of 82 amino acids. NCBI's taxonomy places the organism in Eukaryota, Fungi, Ascomycota, Eurotiomycetes, Eurotiales, Aspergillaceae. The transcript has a single exon. The record is from RefSeq and is a predicted model, not a curated record.